This is a messenger RNA of Lotus japonicus, 762 nucleotides long. RefSeq names its product secreted RxLR effector protein 161-like. The record is from RefSeq and is a predicted model, not a curated record. Lineage: Eukaryota; Viridiplantae; Streptophyta; Magnoliopsida; Fabales; Fabaceae. Bases 1 to 762 code for a protein of 253 amino acids. The transcript has a single exon.
AUGACUGAUUCUCAUCCAGUGAAUAGUCCAGUUGUUCCUGGUACAAAGCUUACUAAGCAAGGAGGAGGAAUGGAAGUGGAUGCUACCCAUUAUAAGCAAAUGGUGGGCAGCUUGAUGUAUCUCACUGCUACUCGCCCUGAUCUUAUGUUUUCUGUUUGUCUGGUGAGUCGUUUCAUGGAGAAUCCUACUGAGUUACAUCUUCAAGUAGUGAAAAGGAUUAUGAGGUAUGUGAAGGGAACAACAGAUUUGGGUAUACUGUAUAGCAGCAAAGGAGAUGGCAAGAUGAUUGCAUUUUCAGACAGUGAUUAUGCUGGGGAUUUAGAUGAUAGAAGGAGCACAUCUGGAUAUGUUUUUCUGCUAGGAACAGGGUCUGUUGCUUGGAUUUCGAAGAAGCAAGCAGUGGUAAGUCUCUCUACCACUGAAGCUGAAUUCAUCUCUGCAGCUUUAUGUGCUUGCCAGUGCAUUUGGCUUAGGAGAAUUCUUGUCACUUUAGGCUUCUCUCAAAGCGGGUGUUCCACCAUUUACUGUGACAACAGCUCAGCUAUUAAAUUGUCCAAGAACCCUGUGUUUCAUGGCCGAAGUAAACACAUUGAUGUGAGGUACCAUUUCUUAAGGGAUUUGGUUAGAGAUGGGAAGAUUGAAUUGAUUCAUUGUGGCACAGAAGAACAAGUUUCAGAUAUAAUGACUAAGCCUUUGAAGGUUGAAGCUUUUGUGAAGUUUAGAAAGGAACUGGGCAUGUGUAGUGCUAGUGCUGUAAACUGA